AUGCUAUCCAGUAAGAAAAGAAUUAUUGUGGCUAGCAGUGCCUUGAGUAUGGGAGUGGACUUCCCUGACAUUAGACAUGUUGUGAACUGGGGGCCUGCAAGAAACCUUCUUGACCAACUUCAAGAAGCUGGCCAUGCUGGCUGUGAUGGAAAGUUAUCCCAUGUUAUUACUAUAUACCAUGGUAAUCAAUUAUCACAUUGUGAAGAUGAAAUAAAAGACUUUGUCAAAACCACUGGCUGCUAUCGUGUUGCCGCUUACAAGCAAAUUUGAUUCUUCAAUUGCACCGAUAGAACCUGGUCAUGAUUGUUGCUUGCAUUGUUCACAAGAAUGUUGUUGUGUUGAUUGUGGUAAUGGUGCCGCAUUCAAAUAUCCAUUUGAGGAUAAACUGCCAGAACAUGGAUGUGACCAAACUUUGUCACGACCUGUCAGUGAUGAGGACAGAAAAGAUCUUCAAGCUGCUUUACAGAAAUUUCACUGGGACAAAGGAAUCAUUCAGACAGGAAUGCUUUUGGUGCUUCAAAUUAUUUCUCAUUGGAGCUUGUUGAUGAUAUUGUUAAUAGUUGUCAAAACUUGUUCACAAUACAAGAUAUUGUUGCGAGUAAUUUUCCAGUGUAUUCAGUUGCACAUAGCCUAA
Messenger RNA from Paramuricea clavata, 634 nucleotides. The record is from the annotation of a GenBank genome assembly. NCBI's taxonomy places the organism in Eukaryota, Metazoa, Cnidaria, Anthozoa, Malacalcyonacea, Plexauridae.